Molecule: messenger RNA, 853 nt
Organism: Apodemus sylvaticus (European woodmouse)
Lineage: Eukaryota; Metazoa; Chordata; Mammalia; Rodentia; Muridae
Product: cytochrome c oxidase assembly factor 4 homolog, mitochondrial
Exons: 2
Coding region: 109-372 (87 amino acids)
Biological process (GO): mitochondrial respiratory chain complex IV assembly
Cellular component (GO): mitochondrial intermembrane space
Source: RefSeq, a predicted model, not a curated record
GCUGGGUCCGCUUCCUGCGGAGAGAAGACGGGGAGAGCUUCUGCCUACGGACCGGCGUCUGGGGCGGAACGUGCUCGCACGCUCUUGUGCACCUGCGGGUUCCUCAAGAUGUCAACCUCAGUCCCACAAGGCCAUAACUGGACCCGCCCGGUGAAGAAGGAUGAUGAGGAAGAAGACCCGCUGGACCAGCUGAUCACCCGCUCUGGCUGUGCUGCCUCCCACUUUGCAGUGCAAGAAUGCAUGGCCCAGCACCAGGACUGGCGCCAGUGCCAGCCACAAGUGCAGGCUUUCAGGGAUUGCAUGAGCGUACAGCAGGCAAGACGGCGGGAGGAGCUGCAAAGGAGGAAAGAGCAAGCCAGCGCGCAACACUGAGACCUUCCACCGUCACACCAGUCGGCCUGACGAGAUCAGCACCCAGAGAGACCCCGGGAGAAGAAACCCUAAGCAACAGAAGUGUGCUCCAGGAGUUGUAAAAGCUGGGGACCGUCUUUGGGACUAGGAUUGACAGACACCAAGAGGUUGCACCUCACCGUCACCAUGAGCUAUCAUGGUCAGAACACAGAUAGCCUCACCUUUCUUGUUCUACCAAUAUUUAAGUUUACAGCAACACUCCAUCCACCCUGCCUCUCAGAGUCUGUGUGCCAAGUACUUCGUAAGUGCAUACACAACUAAAGAUAAACGGGUUGCCCGAGCAGGCCUUCAUUUUUCAAUCACAGAUUUAACAACAGAAAGUGUUUCUAAGGCAUUGUGUUGGCAAUGUGCAAUUUGAAGAGCAAUGUGACCUUCCUGUUGGUGAGAGACUAGUAUGAAAAUAAAGCAGCACUCAAAGGAGUGACCUCAGUUUCCGCAGCGA